AUGGGUGAGCGAUGUAGCAAUGCAGACCUGCUGAUGAUGCUAACGCUGUUGACCGUUUGCCAGGCGAGGAGCGAGCGACGGUGGCACGAAGAACAGCUGCUGGACGAGACGGGACGAGACGGACUCUUGAGAGCUGGCAGGCACUGUCACUGCUGGCCGGGGAUCCGUUUUCUAGGAAAGGGAAACGAGCGAGACCCCUGGUGUGGGCGGCGGUGGUUUGCUGCGGCCCUCCUGCUAGGUCGGGGCGCUGGUGCCGUUGCUGGUGCUGGAGCUGGUUCUUAUUCUGGCACUUGUGGAUGGGCCGAUGGGAGCGAUGCACAUCAAACUGGGAAGCUGCGCGUGUUUUAUCCAUGCGGCCUGGAUCCCAUGGGGCCACGAAGCGAGAUGCCUUUGGCUUUUGCCUCUGGCUCCUUCUGGCUUUCGCACCGGGUGCCUGGGACCCGUUUCCCGUCCCUCCAUCGCUCCUUCCCGACUGCCACUGGCCCGGGCGGCGCCUGCCCGCCGGGGGCGCGUUGUGCUAAUCCCACUCGCCAUUCAGUCCGUCCAGCCAGUCGCACAGUGGCUCAGCUCGGUGUCUGA
Molecule: messenger RNA, 579 nt
Organism: Purpureocillium lilacinum
Lineage: Eukaryota; Fungi; Ascomycota; Sordariomycetes; Hypocreales; Ophiocordycipitaceae
Source: RefSeq, a predicted model, not a curated record